AUUCCGUCUUUCUGCCCCCGGAAAUACGUCAUCUUCCUUUUCCGCCGCUGCUCCGGCGCCCUGAAACACGAGUGCCGAUCUUUUCUCUUUUUUACCGGAGACUGUCUGAAUCUACUUAAUCGACUGGUUACGUUCAGCUCAUCAAAAUGAGACCCAUCCUGCUUCAGGGCCACGAGAGGUCCAUCACCCAAAUCAAGUACAACCGAGAGGGGGACCUCCUGUUCUCUGUCGCCAAAGACACGGUAACCAACGUGUGGUACUCUGUCAACGGGGAGAGGCUCGGCACCUACAAUGGACACACAGGAGCUGUGUGGUGUGUGGACUGCGACUGGGACACUAAAAACGUAUUGACGGGGUCUGCAGAUAACAGCUGUCGACUGUGGGACUGUCAGACUGGUAAACAGCUGGCGCUGCUCGACACCAACUCUGCUGUCAGAACGUGCGGCUUCGACUUCAGCGGCAACAUCAUCAUGUUCUCCACAGACAAGCAGAUGGGCUACCAGUGCUUCCUGAACUUCUUUGACCUGAGGGAUCCACAGCAGAUCGAAGACAACCAGCCCUACCUGUCGAUUCCAUGCAGUGACCACAAGAUAACCAGCGCCGUGUGGGGCCCGCUGGGAGAGUACGUCAUCGCCGGCCAUGAGAACGGAGAGUUCAACCAGUUCAGCGCCAAGUCCGGAGAGAUCGUCAAGAAGGCCAAGGAGCACACCAAGCAGAUCAAUGACAUCCAGUCAUCAGUGGAUCUCACCAUGAUCAUCAGCGCCUCCAAGGACAACACUGCCAAGCUGUUUGACGCCGCCUCUCUGGAGCACAUCAAGACCUUCAGGACAGAGAGACCCGUCAACUCUGCCGCCAUCUCCCCCGACAUGGAUCACGUGGUGAUGGGAGGUGGACAGGAGGCCAUGGAGGUCACCACUACCUCCACCAGGAUCGGCAAGUUCGAGGCCAGGUUCUUCCACGCGGCCUACGAAGAGGAGUUCGGCAGGGUCAAGGGUCAUUUCGGCCCCAUCAACUGUGUGGCAUUCCACCCCGAUGGCAAAAGCUACAGCAGCGGAGGAGAGGACGGAUACACGAGGAUUCAUUACUUUGACCCACAGUACUUUGACUUUGAGCUGGAGGCGUAAACGACGCAGUCAGACUGUCCACUAACCACCCGCCUCUUUCCCCUCAUUGAACUGAUCUGUAAUCAGCGCAUUUCUCACCAGUUGCUUCAAAUAAAGGUAGAGAGGUUGGGACUGCAUCUCA
Molecule: messenger RNA, 1245 nt
Organism: Pungitius pungitius (ninespine stickleback)
Lineage: Eukaryota; Metazoa; Chordata; Actinopteri; Perciformes; Gasterosteidae
Gene: eif3i
Product: eukaryotic translation initiation factor 3, subunit I
Exons: 11
Coding region: 147-1124 (325 amino acids)
Biological process (GO): cytoplasmic translational initiation
Cellular component (GO): eukaryotic translation initiation factor 3 complex, eIF3m; cytoplasm
Molecular function (GO): translation initiation factor activity; protein binding; RNA binding
Source: RefSeq, a predicted model, not a curated record